AUGUUUGAUAAACUAAUAUCUCAAAAUUAUUUACUUCUUUUACUUAAUAUUGAUCCUACACAAUCAUCUCCAUUAGUUAAUACAAAUUUAUUAAAUAUUCGUAAUGUUUAUUCUUCAUUUAUUACAAUAAAUCGUGAAGCACAUGUUUGGUAUCAAGAAGUCUAUCAUACUCUUGAGAAAAUUCAAUUUGGUGGUUCACUUGGUAGUAAUGGUCUUUUAAUAAAAGGUUCAAAAAAAUCUUUAAAUAUAUUAAAACGUAUUUAUUGUCAACGUUUAUUACAAGCACCAUAUGGUUUUAUUAUUUCAGACCUUGUUGAAUUGAGUAAUAUUCAUGUGAAAAAACAAGAACGUGAUCCACUUAUAUCAUUACCUAAUGUAUUAUGUUUGAUAAUUAAUGAUAUUAAUCGACGUAGUAAUGGUUAUGGUGCAUCGAUGGAUGAAAUUAAGACAACAUUAAAAUUGCAAUAUCCGGAAUUUCCAUUACCAACUGAUGAUAUACUUUAUAGUACAAUUGGUACAUUAAUUCAAGAUAAAAUUUUACUUCUUAAAAAUGGUGGUUAUAUAACAUUACCUUGUGAACAAGCCAAACAAGUUAAAACACAAUUUAUAACAAAAGAUCACAAACUUUAUUCAAAUGAACCUAAAUCUAUAUUUUCACGUUUAAUACACGGUUUUCGCCGUCGUGAUCAGAAUCAUGCACCACCAUUUGCUUUCAAUGCUCAAUUACUCUCGUCUCCUAAUUCUAAUCCUCAUUAUGAAAAUCCACGUGUUGUUACUGAUUAUGGUAUGAUUGAACCAAAUACACAAUUUCGUGCAUCAUCACGUUCACAUCCUCAUACAAUGCGUCGUGCAUCACUACGUACACAGUCAACAGAUACUCGUCAACAUCAUCAACAUCAUCAUCAUCCACAACAACAACAACAACAGCAGCAACCACAACAAAUUCUUCCAACUCCAUCGUCAUCCAUACAAAUGCGUCGUCCUCGACCACGUUCAUUUAGUUUUGAUGAACAAUUAUCAAUAAUUGAUGAUGAUGAUGAAUCAGUUGCACAUGAUAUGCCAUUUAGUGUAGCACCAGUUCGUCAAUUUCAGCAACAACAACAACAGCAGCAGCAACAAAUUCAACCUCAACAUCGUCGUUUAAAUACAUCAAAAGUUAGUUCACGUUGUCGAGCUCGUCGUCGUCGAUCAAGAUCCUUAACAAAACGAACAAAUAAUCGACCAACAAAUUCCCAACAACAACAUGAAUGGUUACAUACAACUGAUAAUCAUCCAGGUUCAUCAUCAAGCGAAGAAAUCGAAGAUGAUGAUGAAGAAGAUGAAGAUGUAGAAACAGAAGCACAUUUUUCUCCACGUUCAACAUCAACAGCAGCAAAUCGGCCACGAAAUCGUAAACCAUUACUUCAUGCAUCAGAUUUUGAUCGACGUUUAUGUGAAGCAACAACAACAGCCACAACAAUAGUACAAGUAAAUGAACGUGAAAAUUCUUCUCCAAUCAAUACAGAUAAUAUUCAACAUCAUACAAGUCCUGUUUCUCAACCAUCAACUGAACCUGAUGAAAUCAAUUUAAUUGUUUAUAGUACGAAUAAUAAUGAUUUAUUAAAUACUACAAUAAUAAGUCGAAAAAGUGAUACAAAUACAUCUUUAAAAAAACUAUCAACUCAUGAAAAACUUAUUGCAAUUCGUUAUGGUUCACCUGAUUCAGGUAUAAGUGGAAAAACUUAA
Adineta steineri is the source of this 1725-nucleotide messenger RNA. The record is from the annotation of a GenBank genome assembly. Lineage: Eukaryota; Metazoa; Rotifera; Eurotatoria; Adinetida; Adinetidae.